This is a messenger RNA of Tripterygium wilfordii, 1175 nucleotides long. RefSeq names its product aquaporin PIP2-4. The transcript has 4 exons. Gene Ontology annotation, biological process: transmembrane transport. Lineage: Eukaryota; Viridiplantae; Streptophyta; Magnoliopsida; Celastrales; Celastraceae. The record is from RefSeq and is a predicted model, not a curated record. Bases 78 to 944 code for a protein of 288 amino acids. Gene Ontology annotation, molecular function: water channel activity. Gene Ontology annotation, cellular component: plasma membrane.
CCACCAUUCAAUUACUACUAGCAGUCUAGCACCCACAUCCUCUCCACAACUUUGUGAGCCUCAGCAGUAGCGAAGCCAUGGCGAAGGACAUUGAAGCUUCAGGUCCAGAAGCAGGAUUUCAAUCCAAGGACUACCAAGAUCCACCACCAGCACCUCUAAUUGACGCUGAGGAGUUCACCCAAUGGUCCUUAUACAGAGCAGUAAUCGCCGAGUUCAUAGCCACACUCUUAUUCUUGUACAUAACAGUUUUGACAGUGAUUGGCUACAAGAGCCAAACAGACCCAGCCAUGAACACCGACGAAUGCGGCGGCGUUGGAAUCCUCGGAAUCGCUUGGGCCUUUGGUGGCAUGAUCUUCGUCCUCGUCUACUGCACCGCCGGAAUCUCAGGAGGCCAUAUUAACCCGGCGGUGACGUUUGGGCUUCUCUUGGCUAGGAAGGUCUCACUGGUCCGGGCCGUAUUGUACAUCGCCGCCCAGUGUUUGGGGGCCAUAUGCGGAUGUGGGCUUGUGAAGGCUUUCCAGAAGUCCUACUACACCAGAUACGGUGGUGGAGCUAACGAGCUCGCUGAUGGGUACAACAAGGGCACUGGAUUGGGUGCUGAGAUUAUUGGCACUUUUGUUCUUGUUUACACUGUCUUCUCUGCUACUGACCCCAAGAGGAACGCAAGAGACUCUCACGUUCCUGUAUUGGCACCACUCCCAAUUGGGUUUGCUGUAUUCAUGGUGCAUUUGGCCACAAUUCCCAUCACUGGCACUGGUAUUAACCCUGCAAGGAGUUUUGGAGCUGCAGUGAUAUACAACAAGGAGAAAGCUUGGGAUGACCAAUGGUUAUUCUGGGUUGGACCCUUCGUUGGUGCUGCUAUCGCUGCAAUCUAUCACCAGUACAUCUUGAGAGCGGGUGCAAUUAAGGCCCUUGGUUCCUUCAGGAGCUCCUCCAAGAUAUGAAUCUGAGAACAUGGUUCACACCAGCUCAACCCUUUGACGACCAUUUGAAAUCAAAUAAACGAUGAUGUUAUGGUGGGGGAGCUUCAGUGUAUUGGGGACUUGUAUAUUAAUGUUAGUGGCUGAAUGUCAAUUGUCUCCUCUUUGUGUGAUAGGCACUAGUUUUGUUUGUGCUUAAUGUUGUCAUCUGCUAUGUUUUCUUCUUAAUUAAGGAUCCCUAUCGUUUUUGUUAGA